This is a messenger RNA of Prosopis cineraria, 1323 nucleotides long. Its product is annotated as extensin-3-like. The record is from RefSeq and is a predicted model, not a curated record. The transcript is spliced from 2 exons. NCBI's taxonomy places the organism in Eukaryota, Viridiplantae, Streptophyta, Magnoliopsida, Fabales, Fabaceae. Bases 57 to 1004 code for a protein of 315 amino acids.
ACUUCCAAAAUACAAAGAGUAGAAGCAACUCCUGCUUUGGAGUUGAAUUAAGAAAGAUGGAAAUACAAAUGGCUUCUGCCACCCUCACUUUCUUCUUGUCACUUGUAUGCCUAAGUUUCCUGCCACAUGAAACCUUUGCAGACUAUAUCUACCCUGCUCCUCCACCAUUAGAAAAACCUUACUAUGAGUAUCCCUCCCCUCCGCCACCAAAGAAGCCCUAUAUAUAUCCAUCUCCUCCUCCUCCACCAAAGAAAGAAUAUGUAUACCCAUCUCCACCUCCACCUCCAAAGAAGGAAUACAUAUAUCCAUCUCCUCCUCCUCCCAAGAAAGAAUAUGUGUACUCAUCACCUCCUCCACCUCCAAAGAAGGAAUAUGUAUACCCUUCCCCACCUCCACCUCCUAAGAAGGAAUACUUAUACCCAUCUCCUCCACCCCCAAAGAAGGAAUAUGUAUACCCAUCUCCUCCUCCACCCCCAAAGAAGGAAUAUGUAUACCCAUCUCCUCCUCCACCUCCAAAGAAGGAAUACCUAUACCCAUCUCCGCCUCCACCCCCAAAGAAGGAAUACCUAUACCCAUCUCCUCCUCCACCCCCAAAGAAGGAAUAUGUAUACCCAUCUCCUCCUCCACCAGAGAAGCCCUAUGUGUACCCAUCUCCUCCUCCACCUCCAAAGAAGGAAUAUGUAUACCCAUCUCCUCCUCCACCUCCCAAGAAGGAAUACAUUUACCCAUCUCCACCUCCACCACCAAAGAAGGAAUAUGUAUACCCAUCUCCUCCACCACCAGAGAAGCCCUACGUUUACCCAUCACCUCCUCCACCCCAAAAGAAGGAAUACGUAUACCCCUCUCCUCCACCACCAGUUUAUGCAUACCCUCCAUAUUACUACCCAGUGUACGAUUCUCCACCUCCACCAUACAUGAAGCCUUAUGUCUAUGACUCUCCUCCUCCAGCCCCAGUUUACAAACCCUAUAUAUAUUCUUCCCCACCCCCUCCUUACCACUACUAGAUAUUGCAUUUUCAUGGGUCUUACUACUUGGAUCUUAUAAUAUAUUCUCAUUAUCAAAUAAAGAAAGCGAGCUAUGGAAGCGCUUUACAAUAUAGCUGAAAGGAGAAUGAAAGCACAUUUUCUCGUCUGUAUUGACCAAAACAAAAAUUAUGUUCAAUCUUUUAUAUUGUGUCAAUAUAUUUAUAGCAUUCGCGCUUUCACUCUCAUACUUUCUUCUAUUUUGUUUUAUAUGUAAUGUGAUUGCCGUCAGUCAUUGCCCGGUCCAUGUAUUUGUUUUGUUAAAUAUUAUUAAUAAAUUACCUAUGGUUGUAGUUUUCAA